UCAAUUAUUCCUCAUCUUUCUCCCAAAUGGCAAAUCAAUGGCUCAAUAUGUACAAUCAAAACAACCUUUCAAACACUCAACUCCCCUUUCAUCUCUCCCAUCACGAUCACCUCAGUUCAAACAAUAACUCCGAUGUAGUUUCUGAUUCUACCGUCGUCACUACCGCCGUCUCCUCCGCCAAUACCCCACCAGCCUCAUCAUCCGGUCUGAACCCAGAUGGAACCCGAGUUGCCAAGCCGGUCCGGAAGAGGUCCAGAGCCUCUAGACGGACCCCAACUACUUUACUCAACACGGACGCCGCAAAUUUCCGAGCUAUGGUCCAGCAAUUCACCGGCGGCCCCUCUAACGCUAAUAAUAACCUCCACAAUUUUGCCACAUUCGGCUUCCCCUGUAAUUCCCAAACCCUUUUCGACCCGGCUUCCGCCGCCGCCUACCAGGUCCAAGAUCCGGCGCAGCAGCAGUCGGUACUCCAAUUCCAAAACCAGCCACCGCCGCCGCUUAUGUUCUCGUUGAGUAAUUCGGGAGGCGGUGAUGCGUUUUAUCAACAAGGUGGAGGAUCGAGAAGUAACAACAACAACAAUAACAUAAAUUACACGGGGGGUUUUUGAUGGGUCUUCUCCGAGGACUCUAAAUCAUCGCCCGGCUAGACUCCGGUGCAGCGGCGGGAUUUCGACGGUAGUUUUUAUUUUAUUUUAUUAGUUAUAAUUUAAUUUUUGGGUGGAGCUUAAAAGGAGAAGUUAGGCACCGAAGUCGUCUGAUUAAGAUGGCAUUUUUCUUAAAAUUUUUUGAUUAUGGUGUGUAUACGAUUCGGAAAGUUGGUGCGUGCGGCACGUUUCUAGAUACUUUCACACGUGUCAAACCCCUUUUUUGUGUUAUUUUUUUUUUCUUUUUUUGGAGUCGCACGUGUGAACUAUCUCCAAUUGCCACGUUCUCAUUCCACCCACCGUAUGUUUAAUGUAUGCCGUUGCCGUGUUUGGAAUCCCUUCUUGUUAAUUAUGUAAUCUUACUAUUAUUAUUAUUAUUAUUAUUUAUUUUUAGGAAAUUUUAUUUUA
This is a messenger RNA of Cucumis sativus (cucumber), 1052 nucleotides long. Its product is annotated as VQ motif-containing protein 22. Lineage: Eukaryota; Viridiplantae; Streptophyta; Magnoliopsida; Cucurbitales; Cucurbitaceae. The record is from RefSeq and is a predicted model, not a curated record. Bases 27 to 608 code for a protein of 193 amino acids. The transcript has a single exon.